Saccostrea echinata is the source of this 1362-nucleotide messenger RNA. Its product is annotated as galaxin-like. The record is from RefSeq and is a predicted model, not a curated record. The coding region runs from base 1 to 1362 and encodes 453 amino acids. The transcript is spliced from 7 exons. Lineage: Eukaryota; Metazoa; Mollusca; Bivalvia; Ostreida; Ostreidae.
AUGACUACUAAAGCUGGUCCUUUCUCAUUACUACUGUUGGCACUUACAAUCUAUAUCAGGGGAGAACUCUUCAACCCAGGAGAGAAAAUUUGUUGCAAUAAUACCCUACAUUAUAAGCAGGAUAGUGUGUGCUGUGGAAACAAACUGUACAAAUCCCCGGCUUACUCCUUCGUCUGUUGCGGAGGAACCAUCUUUAAUGCAACACAAGUUACUGUAUCGGCAAUAAGCCCAUUUGCACUGGAAAUUUGUAAUAAUCCACAGAAUAGAUAUGAUCCAAACAUUCAGGUCUGCUGCAAUGAUACAGUUAUCAAAAAACAAGAGUUCGAGUCUUGUUGUCAGGGUGCAGCUCAAAUGUACAACAAAAGUUCUCACAUCUGCUGUGGAAACGAGACCCUCCCAAAAUGGAGCAAUGGUGUCGAAAGAACAUGCUGUGGCAGUCGAUUGUACAAUGUAACCCAAAAUAUGGAUUGCUGUGGUGAAGAAGAAAUGGACACAACUACACAUUUCUGUUGUAAAAAUCAAACAUCUGUAAAGUCUGACAGCAUGGACUGUUGUUUAACAGAGCCUUACAAUACCACUACUCAUCACUGUGUUCAUGAUCGGGUUAUACUAUUGAACGAGAAUUUUUGUGGUUCUAUUUUAUACAAUACAGAAUCAUCUAUGAAGUGUUGUGAUGAGAAACUUCACAACACAUCAACAUUCAAUGUCCCAACUGAAUGUUGUGGGAUAGAGUUAUAUUCUAAACCCUCUGAAAAAUGCUGCAAAGGGCCAAAUCUGCCAGUCCCUAUAGAGGAAGAAUGUUGCGGACAUGUCACCCUGACGAUAUUAAAUACGUGUAUCAAUGGGAAAGAAAUUUGUUAUAGAAAUGGCACUUUGACAACUUAUGAUCCAAAUAUCUCUAUCUGCUGUGGCGGAAAGGUCUCUAGAAAACAGGAUUCAAUGUCUUGCUGUCGAGAAAAUAAGAUUUGCUGUGGCGACAUUCAGAUCAACAAAUCAACACAUUUCUGUUGUACAAACAAGCCAGGUCUAAAAUCUAGUGGUAUGGACUGCUGUUUUGGUGAACCGUUCAACCCGACAACACACCGCUGCGAAGAUGACAGAGUGAUACAGUUGACAAAAGGUUUAUGUGGUGAUACUUCUUACGAUGUGAAAUCAAGCAUGAAAUGCUGCGAUGAGAAACUUCACAACAUUUCAAAGAUCAAAGACCCUGUUGAGUGUUGCGGAAAAGAGCUGUAUUCCAUAUUCUCACAACAAUGCUGCAAAGGAACCAACUUUCGAGCCCCCAAAGACGAACAAUGUUGUGGACAAGGUACUCCGAAAGUUACCACCUUUGAUAUAUUUCUAAAGGAUACUUUAGUUUGA